This is a messenger RNA of Notolabrus celidotus (New Zealand spotty), 7179 nucleotides long. RefSeq names its product serine/arginine repetitive matrix protein 2. NCBI's taxonomy places the organism in Eukaryota, Metazoa, Chordata, Actinopteri, Labriformes, Labridae. The transcript has 21 exons. The record is from RefSeq and is a predicted model, not a curated record. The coding region runs from base 269 to 6802 and encodes 2177 amino acids.
GGAGCUGACUGAGCAGAGAGAAGAAGAACCCAGCAGCACUGUUGUUGUUUCAGACGUUAGCUUGAACUGUUGAUGUUCUUCAGUUAAUCAUAUUUAUAAAUAUUUAUAUUUAUAAAUAUUAAUAUACUGACUCCACUGAAGCAUUAGGUCUGAAGCUAUGAUUCUAAAGUAGAUGUAAAGUGUCGCGCUGACUGUUCAUUGGAUUAGCUCCUUGCUAGCUUGCUGACCCGGCUAACUCCGUGUGCUCGGUUAGUUCAGUCAGUCCGGUAUGGACCGAGGACUGGGACCGACCCGGAACAGACCCCCUAUAGGGCCACCUGGCGAAGAUGGACCUCGACCCAACAUGUGUCAUCCGGGCUGGGGUCCUCCUCCACCAGGAGGCUGGGGCCCCCCUCCGCCUGGUGGUUGGCCUCUGCCGCCCGAAGAAUGGGGGCCUCCGCCGCCCGAAGGUUGGGGGCCACCUCCGCCUGGAGGUUGGGGACCACCUCCACCUGGAGGCUGGGGGCCAAUACCACCUGAAGAAUGGGAACUCAGAGGGCGUCCUCCACAUGACUGGGGACCGAGAGGACCACCUCCUCCGGGCUGGGGACCCCAUCCAGACGACUGGCUGCCCCCUCCUGACUGGAGACCCCCACACCCUGACGACUGGAGGCUUCGCCACCCAGACGACUGGAGACCCCCCCACCCUGAUGGCUGGAGGCCUCCCCACCCGGACGACUGGAGACACCAUUACCCUGAUUGGAGACCCCCUCAUCCCGAUGACUGGAGACCUCCCCCAGAGGGCUGGGGACCACAUAUGUGGGGUCCAGAAGGUCCACGUGAGCCGUGGGGACCUGAACCUGUGGCACCAGCAGCUGUACCACCUAUCCCUCCCACUGUUGGGAUCCCUCCCCCAGACCCUGCAGCCUUUGUACCAGUGCAGGUUCCUCCUGCCCCCCCUCCAGCCUGCGUCCCUCCGGUGGGGUACCCGUCCUACCCUCCUCCGGGCUGGACUGGAGAGCAGGUUGUAGAAGAACCGAUGCCAAACCCACCUCCAGAUCAGCCUGAGUGGAUCAAAGCCUUGAUAGCAGCCCCAGGUUCUGAGUCGACGGUGGCAGAAGUAAAGAAACCUUCAGAGGAUCCAGCCGUCUCCAUGAUGACUGUGACUGAUGCUGAUGCUGAAGCUGUCGCCCCAAAACCUAAGACUAAAACCAAGUCCAAAAAGAAACCUAAAGCUGACGUGAGCAAGACCAGCAUGGCUCUGGGGCUGCUGGGGAAACGUUCAUUUGAAAAGCCUCCUCCAGGACGGUCAACCGGCAUCAUCUCAUUCAUUGGGCCCACUUUCGGCUACAUCGAGAGAGAAGAUCUGGAGAAGUUCACCUUCAGCUUCGCUGCCUUCUUUGGAAACCCCAAAGCCAUGGCGCCCGGGGUCAGAGUUCACUUCACCGCCUGCAAAGAGAAGAACAGCCUCAUAGCGACGGAUGUGAAAGUGGCUCCAGGAGGAACCGAGAACGUGGACACAGAGAUCUACGAGGCGGCGGUCAGUCAGCCCAUCGUGGAGCCGCAGCCCGGAGAGCGUCAGUACCCGGGUCAGGUCCACGUGAACAUCGGGCCGCUGAGGACCAGCCUGACGUACGAGAGGAAGGACAGCACGGUGACGCUGCUGAAGGACGACCAGGUGCUCAUCAACCUGCUGACCGACAUCGUCAGCGAGAAGAGGAGAGCCACGAACAUCAAACCCAAGAUCCCCUCCACCUUUGAGCUCACCAAGGAGGAGCGGCAGGAGGGAGUCAUCAUCAGCCUGAAGGACAGCGAAGGUGUCAUCAAGUCUGAAGAACACGGCGAGCUUUCCUUUGACAUCAAAGAGAACUUCAGCGACGUGGAGUUCACCGCCGAGGACAUCAACGAGGAGGUGGAGUUCACCGUCAUCACGCUGAGGGCGGGGAAGCGAGCCAUCAGGAUCCGGCGGGUGAAGGAGCCGCUCCUCCUCACGCUCUGCUCAGCCACCGCAGCAGUUGCCGCCGCCGCCACCACCGAGGAGGCGGACACACAGAGCUCGGAUGAGGACAGUGACGAAGACUCUUCCAAGCCUCCUACAUCGAUGACCAUGGCGGAGCUGGGGCCCACCAUAAAGCUGGACACGGAGCUGUACGAGGGCAUCGUCAGCCAGCCCAUCAUCGAGCCCACGCCCAACCUGCCGGGUUACCCGGGACAGAUCCACGCCAACAUCGGCCCCGUGAAGACCAACGUGACCUUUGACCACCGGGACUGCGGUGUCACGCUGCUGAAGAACGACCACGUGUUGAUCAACCUGUUGGUCGACAUUUGCACCAGGAAGAGGAGAGCAGCAAACAUCCGACCCAAAAUCCCGUUCACCUUCAGCUACACCAAAGAGACGAGAGAGCUGGGCAUCAUCACCUUCCUGGGAGCAGAGACAGGUAUCGUAAACUCUGAGUAUCACGGGGAGCUACCUUUCGACAUCCGUGAGAACUUCAGCGACACAAAGUUCAACUCCUCCGACAUCCACAAGGAGGUGGAGUUCACGAUGGUCAUGGUCAAAUCUGAGAAGAGGGCAAUCAGACUAAUGAGGACCAAGAGGGUUGAGGAUAAGAUCCUUGAGGAGCAGAAGAAACGGGAAGAGGAGGAGAAGAGGAAGAAGCGGGAAGAUGAGGAGAAGAGGAAACAGGAGGAGGAAGAGAGGAGGAGGAGGGAGGAGGAGGAGAUGGAGCGAGAGAGGAGGAAGAAGGAGGAGGUGGCAUCAGCGCUCGCAGCGGCAAAAUUCAAGUGGACUCCUCUCGGCUUCAAAAUAAGAAACCCAGACACCAUGGACGACAUCAGCAAGGAGAGGUUUGAGGGCACCGUCCUCAGAGCCAUCUCCAAAACCCCUCGUAAGGAGAUCAAGAAGGAGCCAGAGGAGCAGAUAGGAGGCAGCACUGAGAACGGGCACACUCCCUUUGAGCAGGACAAAAUGAAGGAGGAGAAAACGGAUGAAUCAGAAGGACCACCUGAAGGAGCGGAGGUGAAGAAGGAGAUAAAGAAGGAGGAGGAGGAGGUGAAGACUGAUCCGCCAGGUGGAGCCAAGUUAAACCCGGAGAUAGGAAGGCUGGUGAUGACCAUCAACGGGGAGCAGAAACAGCUUCCAUUCAAUCCACACGACCUGCUGAGCACCGCCACCAUGCUGGACGGAGACAAGGUACGUUUCAACAUCGCCACCCAUCAGGGGACCAAAGAGGAACGAGCUACCUUUGUGGAGAUUCUCCCAGACUCCUUUGAAGAGUCUACUGAACAGAGGCGACACGGGAUUGUGAUCGAGUUCACACAUGACUCGGGGCUCAUCAAGUGCACCCAGAACCCUCAGCUCUACUUCCACAUGUCCGAGGUGAUUGAGAGGAAGAGGCUGGAGCUGAAUGAGAAGGUCGAGUUCAGCGUCGUCCCGCAUGAAACGGCAGAGGGGGGGCACCAGGCCAUCCGGAUCAAACGCUUCACUGAGAGCGUUUUCCUUCCCGCUCGGAAACUGGGCGGAGUCGGAGCGAGCAAAGGAAAGAUGACCAUCAAACUGGGAAAAACUUCAGAGGAAUCUGAGAAGGAGAAACCAGAGACAGACAAGCUGAAGGCAGUGGUGAAAAACCUCCGAUCUCAGGACAGCAAGAGUAACACCAGCAGAAAGGAUUACAGCGCCACUCGGCAUCGACACGGGCGGAGCAGGAGCCGAAGCAGGAGCAGGAGUCAUAGUAGGAGUAGGGCCAGGAGUAGAAGUAAAAGUAGGAGCAGGAGUCCGCACAGAGACCAGUUUGGACGUAUCACCAAAAAGAGACGCAGCACCAGCAUUGAUCGUGAUCGUAAAAAUAGCAGACACAGACGAAGCAGAAGCAGGAGCAGAGAGAAGCAGACGAAAAGCCACACUAAAAGCCGCAGCAGGAGCCGCAGCAAAAGCCGCAGCAAAAGCCCCAGCAGGAGUCGCAGCCGCAGCAGGGAAAGAAGCAGGGACAGGUCCAGCAAGAGGAGGACCAAAGUCAGUCGAGAGCCAGAGGAAAGCCACAAGAGGAGGAGGGAGUUGAGCCCUCCUCCUCCUCCCAGACGUGCUGGCGUAAUGGAUGACGAGCUGGCAAGGAAGAAGAGGGAGCUGGAGGAGCUCAAUGAGAUGAUAGCCUACAAAAAGUCCCUGGUUGACAUAGACCCAAGAGGACUUGACCCUGGACAGAGGACCUGCAUAGACUAUGACCACGGCAGGAUCUCCGUCCCACUCACUGAGUACAAACCAGUCAGAUCCAUCCUGAAGAAAAGACCAGAUGGGCCCGAGUACCUUCAUCGCCCCGCACAUUCUUACGAUGAUCCCUACUACGACAGGCCAUACAGUCCUUACCAAGACCGGCGUUAUGGUGACCGCUAUGGUGAUCCAUAUGCUAGCCGUGCCUACCCUGAUCGGCCUUACAGUGACCGACCAUAUGCAGACCGGCCCUAUGAAACUCGUGCCUAUGGUGACGCCCCCUAUGGGGGCCCACCAUCUACCAGCUCCCGUUACACAGAUCGCUACGAUGUUUACGAUGAACCCUAUGAAGAUCGCUACCUUGACCCAGCAUACGCAGACCGACGUCCAGAGGAUCCAUAUCACCCAGUAAAGCGGAGCCAUUCUCCUGAACCUCAUGGCUCCUCUACGUCUCAGUCUGAGAGAGGACCUGCAGCCGCUAGCGAAUCUUCCCUCGCACAAACUGCUUCCCAACCUCCAUUUAGACCUCCUUCUCCCACAGAGCCGCCACCAAGAAGCCCAUCUCCCAAACCAAAGACCACAACAACUCGCCAGUCCCCUCCAGCUGAGAAACCCCCCCUUGAUCGCUUCCUUGACAUGCUUAAUAAAAAGGUGGAUACUGAAAAGAAAUCAGAACCAGUUUACGUUCAUGAUGACCUUUUGCCUCAUGAGCGGGCACUUCAAGAUGGAAGAGGUUUUUCUCGUAUUGUGGGAUUGGCACAAGAUCAGCCCACAAGGAGUCUACCUCCAGAAGGGGAAAAGAACCAACCAAAGCCUACGAGGUCUUCAGCAGAGAGAACAAGCGAGGAACCACAGAGCAAGGCAGAACCCUACGAUAAGAUCCAGAGUCUGCUCCGUACGAUUGGCCUAAAGCUGAGUACAGGAGAUAUGUCCAAACUGGCAAUGCGAGCACAAGAGAAAAUCUAUAGUCCAAAAUCCUUGUCCACAGAGCGAGAGACUUUGUCUUCCACCGGAGAGGACCUGCGAAAAGGUAGAACUAGUUCUGUUGAAUCAGAACACAUCUAUUCCCCUUCUCCUGCGAGGUCCUCCAGUCUGGAGCCGCUCAGCAAACAUAAAGUCUUGACCGAGUAUGAAGGAUUUCUGGACCAGCAGGAGUUGGGGGCCUUGAAGAAGGCACAACAGAUGCUAAGUCUUACUAAGACAAUGGGAAGCGUACCCUCUGACAGUCCUCCCAAAAAUCCUCCUCCAGGGCACCCCCCACCGAUGAACUGGCCCCUUGGAGAAACAACUCAGAUUCCCUCAGCGCCGAGCUUCACAUCUCCAAACAUGGGAGUUCCUCCUGCUGCAGAUCAAUCACUCCAGAGAUCUGGAGCUCCUGUAGGGCCUCCACCUGGACCUCCGCCUGGGCCACCUCCACGAGGCCCUCGACAAGCUCUUCCAGGACCGCCUCCUGGACCACCUCCUGGGCCUCCACCACGGCGCCCUGGACUGGCCCCAGGUCCUCCCCCUGGGCCUCCACCCCAUCACCUUCUGGGAUUACCUCCUUUCACUGCACCCUCAAGUAAUACUGUCUCUCCUUUCAUUGGCCAGUCUGCUGCUCUGCCCGUUCAUUCCUCCAAUCCUGUAACUACUUCCUCAGUAACGCCUCUGUCUUCAACACCAGCAACAUCCAGCUCUCCCACGGACCAAUCAUCCAUCACUACAACUGUAGCCCGAUGCCUGAAGGUCAUCGAGACAGUUAAAUCUCUGGCCUCCCAGCCGCCAGCCAAACCAGUCAAAUCAGUCAAAUCAGUCCAGUUCAGCUUACCCACUGAGUCCCCGUCGGCUUCCAGUCUUCAGACGUCUGCAGGGACUGACGACGACAUAAAGACCAAGCAGAAGGAGAAGCUGGAUUUGUAUAACCAGAGGCUUCUUGAAAAGAGGGAGCAGCAGUACCAGGAGUUGCUCGCCCGCAGGAAACAAUGGGAGAAGAACAAAGACGGCACGCUGAUCUUUCCAGGCAGGCCACCCAGCGCUGAGCCCAAGAAUGUUUGGAUUUGUGGUCAUUCGCUGGUGUACUGGGCAGAGUCACGGGCCAAGUCUCCGGAGGUAGGUAUGCAGCUGGGCAUGGAUCCCAGCAAGGUGACCAUCUGGUGGAAGGGCAUCCAGGGCAUGACGUGGUCCCAGCUGCUUCCCCAGCUCUACCAGCUAAAGGUCACCUGGCCCAACCCAGAUGUCCUCAUCAUACACCUGGGCGGCAAUGAUCUGAGCACCGACAGCCCCACCAACCUGCUGGCCUCAGUCAAGAAGGACUUGACCUCGAUUAGGAGCAUCUUUCCACAGUGCGUCCUUGUUUGGUCAAACAUCCUCCCUCGGAGGGUGUGGCGCCACUCACCUGACAGCCACGAAGUAGAUCUGGUCCGAUCCACGGUGAAUCGGAGGAUCCAAAACAUAGUAUCUGAGCUGGGCGGCACCUCGCUGACCCACGAUAAUGUUAGGUGCGGCACAAACACAGGUCUGUACCGGGCCGAUGGCGUCCACCUGUCCCCCAAAGGCAUUGAUGUUUUUAAUCUGAACCUGCAGGAUCUGCUUGAGAAAUGGGAGAUGGAGGUGAACUCGGACUCAGAGAAAAGUUAACAAGGUUUUUUAUUUCCAGUGAUAGUCGCCUUGAUUUUGAUAUCUACUCUAACUUCUUUUUUCUUCACUCUGUGACUAACGUUUCCUGUUUUGUGUAGUUAUAGUUUCCUGUACAGUGACUUCAGUCUUUUGAACAUGUUAGUCUGUGUUGAAACUCUAUGAACCGAUCUGCUGUUGUAUUAAGAUUUUAUCUUCUGGAUGAACAGAAUGUUAAAAUCAGCAGCAGUGGAUGUUUUUCAAGAAGCGUCGCGAGUAAAUAUAAAGUACAUUGUUGACUCACUACAACAGAUCAGUUAGGAUGUUUGUGACGAUUCUUUGACAGUUGUUUCUACUGCAGGUUAAUGUGAUACCAAUAAAGACUUGUACUCAGAAAUGAA